Messenger RNA from Symbiodinium natans, 495 nucleotides. The record is from the annotation of a GenBank genome assembly. NCBI's taxonomy places the organism in Eukaryota, Dinophyceae, Suessiales, Symbiodiniaceae.
AUGAGCUUCCUGGACUCCUUGAAGUCUGCCAAGACAGAGGACAUCUCGAAAGGCCUGCAGGAACUGUCGGCAGAUGAUCGGCAGAAGGUCUUGGAGGCGCUGAAGCAGCUAGAAGCCGAAGCCUUCAAAUCCAUCGCGGGCUCCUUCAGCUGCUCCGGUGGAGAUGGCGACUGGGGCGACUACUCCAUGCAGGUCAGCGUGGGCGCGGAUGGUGGCGGAAGAAUCAAGGAGGUUCGUUGCACUUUCCGUGACAGCCCCGAGGAGACGGAGAUCUGGUAUGGCACCUUCAGCUACAAUGGCGACCUUCUCACCUUCAACGGCACUGAAGUCGAGACGGAAUCCAGCGGAGCUGGAGGCGUGCACAAGGAGCCGAAGCAGCCGGGCAAGAAGGCCUUCUACUUCAAGACGGGCGAGGGGAAGACCUUAGUCCAAUGCAGUGCCGAGGGUGAAGAACACGAGAUGCCUUUCAGGGAUGGCAAGAAGAUCCUCAAGUGA